ACUGGCCGGUGCUUCCCGGACAGCGCUGGAAGCCCCGGCGGCCGCCCAUGGGGCGCGUGGCGCUGCCCGCCUGGCUGCAGCCCAGGUACAGGAAGAAUGCCUAUCUUUUUAUCUAUUAUUUAAUCCAGUUCUGUGGCCACUCAUGGAUAUUUACAAAUAUGACAGCCCGAUUUUUUUCCUUUGGAAAAGACUCAAUGGUUGACACGUUUUAUGCUAUUGGACUUGUGAUGCGACUUUGCCAAUCCAUUUCUGUCCUGGAGUUGUUGCACAUAUAUGUUGGCAUCGAAUCAAAUCAUCUUCUGCCAAGAUUUUUGCAGCUUACAGAGAGAAUAAUCAUCCUUUUUGUGGUGAUUACCAGUCAAGAGGAACUCCAAGAAAAAUAUGUGGUGUGUGUUUUAUUCAUCUUUUGGAAUCUAUUGGAUAUGGUUAGGUACACCUACAGCAUGUUAUCAGUCAUAGGAAUAUCCUACACCAUGUUGACAUGGCUCAGUCAAACACUGUGGAUGCUGAUUUAUCCUCUGUGUGUUCUUGCUGAAGCAUUUGCCAUCUAUCAGUCGUUGCCUUAUUUCGAAUCGUUUGGCACUUAUUCUACUAAGCUGCCCUUUGACUUAUCCAUCUAUUUCCCAUACGUGCUGAAAACAUAUCUUAUGAUGCUCUUUAUAGGUAUGUAUUUUACCUACAGUCAUCUUUACUCAGAAAGAAGAGAUGUCCUCAAAAUCUUUCCCAUGAAAAAGAAGAAAAUGUGAAGCCCAGCACUCCAGUGUAACAUGAUAAAAGACUGAGCUGCAGUAAAUACAGCACAGGAAGUAUUACCUAAUAUGCAAGAAAAAUCCAUGCUAUGAAAUAACUGCAAUAUCACAAUAGACUCUGGUUUUUGCACGUUAUAUUUUUAAGACAUACUCUGCAUACCCUUUCUGCUUCACCAAAUCUGUAGAUUUUAUACAAGUUGCACUUAUACUGUAUAAAGUCUGAUAAUUUUCCUGUGAAGUUAAUGAGGAAUAAGAGAUUAACUCAAGUAGGUUAAAUUAAAUUGGGAAACUAAACUUGGUGAUGUAAAUUACAUGUAGCCAAAUAGUAGUUCUGUAGGAAGGGAAUGAUGUAAAAUAGGUUCUGAAGUCAUCUAGAACAACAUUAUCUGGACAUAUGUCAUUGAUUUUCCUACAGCUAACAAUUUAAUACCCACCCUAAACAUUAAACACAUUUAGAAAAUUGAACAUUUUCUCAAGUCCUGUGUUUUAGCUCAGGCUGCUAUAAUGAAACACCGUAAACUACAUGGUUUGAACAACAGAAAAUAAUUUCUUACAGCUCUAGAGGCUGAGAAAUCCAAGAUUGGGGGGUGUCAGUUGAUGAGGGCUGUCUUCCUGGUCUGUGGAUAGAUGCCUUCUAGCUGUGUCCUCAUAUGAGAAAGAGGUCAACUCUCAUCUCCUCCUAUAAUGGCGCUACUUCCAUUCCUAAUUUCCUCCCCAAGGCCCCACCUCCAAAUACUAUGACACUGGGGGUUAAGGCUUAACACAUGAAUUUGAGGGACACACACAGAUUCAGUCCAGAGCAUUCAAUAUGUGGCCUCCAAAAAUUCAUAUUCUUCACACAUGCAAAAUACAUCCAUUCUGUGUCAACAGCCCCAACAGUCUCAUUUCUACAUCAAUUCUGAAAUCCAAUAUCUUAUUUAAACAUUAUCUAAAUUACAUGUGGGUAAGACUUAAUUCAUCCUGAGACAAAAUUCCUUUCCAGCUGUGAACCUGUGAAACCAAACAUGUUUCUGUGCUUCCAAAAUGCAAUGUUGGGACCAGCAUAGGAUAGAUAUUUCCAUUCCAAAAGGGAGAAACAGGAAAAAAGUUUGGGGUAACGUGUUGGUUCCCCAGCAUGUCCACAUCCUAACAAGUCAAAUUUCAUUAGAUCUUAAGGUUGAAGCUUUGCCCUCAGGACCCAUCAAGGUGGAGGUGCUACCCCCAGGACUCUGCUAGAGGAGGCAGGUCCCCAGGGUUCCAGGAGGAAGCCUUUGAACCUGAGUGGUAGCCCUGAUCAUCUGUGUUUCCUUGUCUUGAAGAAUAGUGUACGUUUACAGCUGAAUAGCUCUAUGGUGCUGUCCUAUGAAAUCCAAUAAGUCCAACAGCCUGCCUUCAUCCUGUUGCGUCUCCACUCCCUUCAGUUUACUAGUGGGCAAGGGUCCUGCUGGAAUGACAGAUUAGGUCUGUGGUUCACAUACAAACAUGUUCUCAUUGAAUGGUUGGUGCACCAUAUCCUUCAUGUUUUCUUCCCAACGUUUUCUCACUUUUUAUAAGAUAAACAGGUUGAGAAUUUUCCAAAACCUUUAAGUUCUUUUCCUUUUUGGUUUUCAUUUCUUUCUGCUCACGUUUUACGUUAAGCAGUCAAGAGGAACCAAGCCAUUCCUUUAACACUUUGCUUAGCGAUCUCUUUAAUUAAAUAUCAAAUUUCAUGGCUUACAAGUUUUACCUUUCCCAAAACACUAACAGGGGUCUUCAAACUUUUUAAACAGGGGGCCAGUUCGCUGUCCCUCAGACCAUUGGAGGGCCAGACUACAGUUUAAAAAACAAACUAUGAACAAAUUCCUAUGCACACUGCACGUAUCUUAUUUUGAAGUAAAAAAACAAAAUGGGAACAAAUACAAUCACACUGCCUCAUGUGGCCCGUGGGCUGCAGUUUGAGGACCCCUGCUAGAACAAGAACAUGCCAUGUUCUUUGGCAAUUAUAAAAAAUAUCACCUUUCCUACAGUUUUCCAUAAUAUGCUUCUUAUUUUCAUGAGCAUGGCCUUUUUACUGUCCAAAUUCUUACCAACAUUCUGUUCAUGAUUAUGUAUUUUCUAAGAAGGUGGAGGCUUUAUUUCCCCUUUUCUUUCUGAGCCCUCAUAAAAAUCACCUUUAUCAAUCCCUUCAUGGCAAUAUUGGUGUUUCCUAGCAUGCACCUCUAUACUCUUCCAGCCUCUACCCAUUAAUUAAUUUCAGAGCUGCUGCCACAUUUUUAGGUACUGGUUAUAGCAGCCCCUCACUUCUUGGUAUCAAUUGCUGUCUUAGCUUGGGGUGUCAUAACAAAAUGCACCAAACUGGGUGGCUUCGACAACAUAAAUACAUUUCUCACAGUCCUGGAGGCUGAGAAGUCCAAGAUCAAGGUGCCAGCAAGUUUGGUUCCUGGUGAGGUUCCAUCGUGCUGAUUCUUCUCUGCUUUGCCAAGCAAUGCAGUGGCUGCCUUCUUGCCACGUCCUCACGUGGUAGGUAGAGAAUCAUCUCUUCCACGUCUCUUCUUGUGAGGGCUCUAAUCCCAUUCAUGAGGGCUCAUGACCUGAUUAUAUCCCAAAGACCCCACCUCCAAAUGCCAUCACACUGGGGAUUAGAUCUUCAACAUAUGAAUUUGCUGGAGACAUAAAUGUUCAGUUCAUAGCACUCUAAUAAAUGAGUAUUCAUGAAUAUACCAUAAGUUAUUUGGACUUUAAUGCCUAAAGAGGACACUAAUGAAAACAGAAUAAAUCUUUGGUAAAUACACAAGUAAUGCCCUGUUCACUAUUUUUUCUUUUUAAAAUCAGGGCAUGCAUGCACAUAACUUACAGUAAAUACUUAAAAAAAAAACUAAGAACUGGUGGUGUUUUAGAUUAUUUAUUAUUGAAUUAUUACUGUUAAUUACUGUAAUGUAAGUCAGUACAUUUCAUUUAGUUUUGAAAAUGUUCCUUUGAAGACCUAAAAAAAUGUAUAAAUCACUAAGAAUCAUUGCUGUACCAUUAACUACAUAUAAAGGGCAUUAAAUGUACUGUGACAUACCUGGGUAAUGAAAAUGUACUUUUAAAAGAUGUGUAACCUUAUUUCCACUAAAUAAAACAAU
Molecule: messenger RNA, 3832 nt
Organism: Nycticebus coucang (slow loris)
Lineage: Eukaryota; Metazoa; Chordata; Mammalia; Primates; Lorisidae
Gene: HACD4
Product: 3-hydroxyacyl-CoA dehydratase 4
Exons: 7
Coding region: 48-746 (232 amino acids)
Biological process (GO): very long-chain fatty acid biosynthetic process; fatty acid elongation; sphingolipid biosynthetic process
Cellular component (GO): endoplasmic reticulum membrane
Molecular function (GO): 3-hydroxyacyl-CoA dehydratase activity
Source: RefSeq, a predicted model, not a curated record